This is a messenger RNA of Tyto alba (common barn owl), 1609 nucleotides long. It is a transcript of the gene FOXRED1, whose product is annotated as FAD dependent oxidoreductase domain containing 1. The record is from RefSeq and is a predicted model, not a curated record. Gene Ontology annotation, cellular component: cytoplasm. NCBI's taxonomy places the organism in Eukaryota, Metazoa, Chordata, Aves, Strigiformes, Tytonidae. Bases 1 to 1503 code for a protein of 500 amino acids. The transcript has 10 exons. Gene Ontology annotation, molecular function: oxidoreductase activity.
AUGCUGCGGGGGGGGCGCGCACUCCGCCGGCUGAAUGGGGGCUGGGGGGGCCCGGGGGGUACCCCGGCAGCGGGAGGGGCUCCGCCCCGACCCCUCCGCACCGCCACGCCGCUCAGAUCCGACAUCUUCCGCGAUCUGGGGACGAUCCUGGGGCGCCUGGGACAGACUUUGAAGGACCAGCUGCCGGGUGGGGGGGGCUGGACCCCCACGGGGACCUCUCUGGGUCCACGACCCCCUGAAGAAGCCGACGUGGUGGUGGUGGGGGGCGGCGUGGUGGGCUGGUCAGUGGCGUACUGGCUGAAGGCGCUGGAGGCCCAGCGCCACGGCAUGAGGGUGCUGGUGGUGGAGCGGGACCCCACGUAUUCCCGAGCCUCCACGGUGCUGUCAGUGGGGGGGAUCCGGCAGCAGUUUUCCCUCCCAGAAAAUAUCCGGAUGUCCCGCUUUUCCGCCAGCUUCCUCCGCAAUAUCAACGAGCACCUUGGGGUGCCAAAUGAGCCCCCCGUCGACAUCCAGUUCCAGCCCUCGGGGUACCUCUUCCUCGCCACCCCGCAGGGCGCUGCUAGGCUGGAGGCCACCGUCCAGCUCCAGAGGGAUGAAGGGGCGCAGGUAGCCCUGCUGUCCCCCACGCAGCUGAAGGCAAAAUUCCCCUGGAUAGACACGGAGGACGUGGCCGUGGCAUCCUACGGUCUGGAGGAUGAAGGCUGGUUCGACCCUUGGACUCUCCUCAACGCUUUCCGGCGCAAAGCCACAUCCCUGGGUGUCCAUAGCUGCACCGGGGAGGUGCGAGGUUUCGUCACCUCAGCUGAUGACAAGAUGCCACUGCAGGGACCAGCACUGGAGACCGCACGCAUCAAAUACGUCCACAUUUACAUGCCAAACAGCCUGGAGUACCAGCCGGUCACCUGCGCCAUCGUGGUCAACGCCGCCGGCGCCUGGGCCGGGGAGCUACUGGAGGUGGCCGGGCUCCCGGGGGAGCUGUGUCACCCCCCCCUGCCCAUCCAGCCCAGGAAGAGGUACGUGUACUCCUGGCACUGCCCUGACGGCCCCGGCUUCUCCUGCCCUCUCCUCGUCGACACCACCGGAGUUUAUUUUCGCCGUGACGGCAUCGCCGGCAACUACUUGGGUGGCAUGAGCCCACCCAAGGAGGAAGAGCCAGAUCCGAGCGAUCUCUCAGUGGAUCAUGAUUUUUUCCAGGAGCAGGUCUGGCCCCGGCUGGCUCGGCGGGUACCAGCCUUUGCCUCCCUCCGUCCCCGGGGGGCUUGGGCGGGCUACUACGACCAUAACAGCUUUGAUUGUAACGGGGUGCUGGGUCCUCACCCCAAAUUAGAAAACCUGUUUUUAGCCGCCGGUUUUAGCGGCCACGGGUUACAACACGCGCCCGCCGCCGGCAGAGCCGUGGCCGAGCUGGUGGUGAAGGGCCGGUACGAGAGCCUGGACCUGCGGCGGUUGGGGUGCAGCAGGUUGGUGGAGGGGGAACCCCUGGAAGAGGAUGGGGUGGUGUGAUGGGGGAAACUGAGGCACGGUGGUGGGGACUCCCCCUCCCCGGGCUGGAGGUUGCUGGGGGGGAUUUGGCGGCGCGUCCUGCAUAAAUAAACGGGAUGGAGGAUGA